This is a messenger RNA of Setaria italica (foxtail millet), 1218 nucleotides long. RefSeq names its product vesicle-associated protein 2-1. NCBI's taxonomy places the organism in Eukaryota, Viridiplantae, Streptophyta, Magnoliopsida, Poales, Poaceae. Bases 171 to 872 code for a protein of 233 amino acids. The record is from RefSeq and is a predicted model, not a curated record. The transcript is spliced from 9 exons. Gene Ontology annotation, cellular component: plasma membrane; endoplasmic reticulum membrane. Gene Ontology annotation, biological process: endoplasmic reticulum membrane organization.
AGUGCUGCCCCGUCAAUGUCGCCGGGGAGCCAAGAAAAGCAAAGCAAACCCAUUGGCUUCUCUCUUCCCUCCGCCCCUGGCUUCCUCCCCUCCCCAUUUCUCCUCCGAAUCGCUGCCUUUUUUUAGUUUAUUUUGCUUGCACUCAGUUCUUGGAGAGAGAGGUGGUUGCAAUGGGUGGCGGCGGAACGCUGGUCUCGGUUUACCCCGAGGAGCUCACCUUCUUGUUUGAGCUGGAAAAGGCGUGCUAUUGCAAUCUCAAGGUGGUGAACAACAGCGAGCACCAUGUCGCAUUCAAGGUCAAGACGACAUCGCCGAGGAAGUAUUUCGUCCGGCCAAACGCGAGCAUCGUCCAGCCAUGGGAUUCUUGCACAAUAACGAUUACGCUCCAGGCACAGAAAGAGUACCCACCAGAUAUGCAAUGCAAGGAUAAGUUCUUGAUUCAGAGCACGAAGGUGGCUGCCAGUACCGACAUGGAUGAGAUACCCCCUGAUACGUUCAACAAGGAAGCUGAAAAGGUAAUCGAGGAAAUGAAGCUUAAGGUUGUUUACACAUUACCUAGUGGAGGCUCAGACGACUCUAGUGUUUCAUCUUUAGGAAGCAGGAGCUUCAAAGGAGCGUCUGAUGAUCUGACGAUGCUGAAGAACGCAAGCUUAGAAGAGAUCCAGACAAUUCAGCGCCUGAAGGAUGAACGAGAUAACAUGCUUCAGCAAAAUCAGCAAAUGCAACGUGAAUUGGAUGUGCUCCGGAGGCGUCGGAGCCGCAAAGGCGACACGGGUUUCUCCUUGACGUUUGCUGCAUUCGCUGGCCUAAUAGGUGUUCUGGUCGGACUCCUGAUGAGCCUCAUCUUCUCGUCCCCACCGGCCACUGCUUGAGAUGCAGAGGUUGCAACCUAGAGAAUCAAUGUUCAGAUCCACGUCACGAUGAACUCUAGAAAAGAGAUCCAUCUUUCUAUUUUAGUCUCUAUUGCUAUUCUUUACUUCUUUGCGCCGUAGUUUUUAUGUGAAACGAUAACGGGUUGCAGUGUUUCCACCCGUGCUUGCUUCAUCUUCCAUUUGUAUUUGCCCCUCCUUUUCUAAUUCUUUCUGUAUUUAGUUUGAUAUAUAUGUAUCUACAUAUAUCAGGACAGAAGAUGUAUGCAUUCACCGGUUGGAAAUGUAUAGAGGAACUCAUCGUAGGAGUAUCAAGAAAGAAUAUUGAUGCCCACAGUGUUGUAUUGUA